AUGUUCGAGAUCAGCCCCGAAAGACAAGGUGUUGUUACCAUCAAGGACCCAUUGUCAUCUGGCCGAAGGGAGCACAGCUUCGAGUUCAACAUGGUCUUCAACGAAGAGACAUCGCAAGAUCAGCUCUUCAUGCCGGUGGCGGGUCAGGCAGUAGAUGGCGCCCUUCAGGGACGUAGUGGCUGUGUCAUCGCCUACGGUCAGACUGGCUCCGGCAAGACCUACUCCAUCUUUGGCGAGGACGAUCGCCCGACUGAGAGGGGGCUUCUCCCACGAGCCAUGGAACGGCUACUGCAUGGCUGCGCACAGAAGGCAAGCAGAGACGGCGAGGAGUUGGACGGCAUCACAGUCAGCUUCCUGGAAGUCUACAUGGACCAGGUUCGGGAUCUCGGCUUCGGUAGCAGCACCGAAGAUCAGGCAGCGGAAGAGACGACGCCCCGCAGAUCUUCGAGUGGUGGCCUUGCCAAAGAUGACGGAGGAGAGCCGGCAGUGCACAAGCGGCCCAAGCUGAGACGCUUCGCUACACAAGGCUCAAUCGCCGACAGAGACCAAGGGGGGCAGAAUUUGUUGCUGCGAGAGACUCCGGACGGCUCGAUCCAGGUCCAGGGACUUGCGCAGCUGAAAGUGCGAGACUUGUCCGACGUUUCACGCAUCGUGCGUGCUGGUCUAGCUCGUCGGGCGACAGCCUUGACGGAGUCCAACGUUCGCUCCUCGCGCUCACAUACGGUCUUCACCGUGCAGCUACCUGUCACUACAGCAGACGGUGUGCCGACACAACUGAGCUUCGUGGACUUGGCAGGUUCCGAGCGCCUGGCUAAAUCCAAGGCGGAAGGCCAGCAGUUCCAGGAAGCUAUGGCCAUCAACACUUCGCUCACGGCUUUGGGGAAGGUGGUCCUCGCCUUGGCAUCAGAUCCAAAGGUGGUGAGACAUGUGCCAUACCGCGACUCGAAACUGACCCGGAUCCUGUCUACAUCCCUCCGCACCCAGGUGUCAGUUCUUGCGACGAUUCAUCCUCGUGUGGAGGACUACGAGGAGUCGUUGAACACCCUCUCCUUUGCGGAUCGCUGCAAGAAUGUGGCAAGGCAACCGCAGGUCAAGUACGUGACGGCUUCCGGCACCCAGAAGGCCAAGAUUGCGGACCUGCAGCGCCAGGUUGCUGAUCUGAAGGAGAAGUUGCGCGAGGUCCACGCCAGUCGAAAAGCUGCGAAGACCGAUGACGUGGACGAUGCCAUUGCACAGGCUUUGGCGAUGGCAGCGGCACCAAGUGCUGGGGGCAUGCGAACCGAGUCGAUGGCGACAGAUGUCUCGGCCAGCGGCGGUGGCGAUGGUUCUCGACGAGCAGCCGACAAUCCCCAGCUUAACAUGCUGAUGAAGCUCCAGGACCAGCGCAAGCAACAAGGACAAGCAAUCCAGAAGUGCCACGCAAAGCUGGAGGAGCUCUCGAAGAAGAAGCAGGAACUUCUGCAGUCAGAUCCCCGUGACACCGAGGCACCUCUGCAAGUGUUAGUUUUGAGCAAGGUUAUCGGCUAUCGAGUGCCAAACGCCAUGGCAUAUGUCUGGCGGGAGUUGAUGAAAGCACAGAAGUCUCCGUCGUUCUCGCUGCGGAGUCUGGGACUUGGUGCCGCUGGCAAGUCCAAAGAAGAUCAGGACCAGGAAGCAAAGCGGGUGAAUUCAGGAACGACCGAAGCAGAGGAGUCGAGUGCCCAGGCAUCCAAGCCUUUGCUCAGCCAGGAGGGUCCGGCAAAGGAAGAAACCAAGGAGAAGCAGGAUGCGGAUACGGAGACCUCCUUCUCACGUGCAGCGGUGCUCAAUGUGGUUACGAAGGUUCGAUACUACCUGAGUCACGCAAACGACGUUGAGGAAAUCUAUCGACGGUUCGAUUCCGAUCAUGACGAUUACCUCGAUGCCAAAGAGCUGCAGCAAGCGCUGCAGUACAUCGAAGAUCGAGAUGGAACGAGGGAGAAGUACGGCAUGCUCGUCGCAAUCCCUGUGACAUCCGAUGAUGUGCUGUGGGUGCUGGCCCAGUGCGACAGCUCUGGGAAUGGCCGCAUCAGCCGAGAUGAGGCAAUCCCGGCUAUGGCGAUGUGGCAUGCGCUGGCCGACCGUAACUUUGCUCGACAGUCACAGUGCUGUGAAGUCAUCAACCUCGAGAACCGCAGGAAUGAGAUGAAGUUGGAGCUCACUAAGUUGCAGGAGAAGAUGGACGAGUUCGUGAAGGAGAAGGCCAAGAACUUCCCCGAACAGCUGGACCGCAUCCUCAAUUCCAGUGAUCUCGACGACGGCAACAUCAUCUUCAAAGGUCACGACGCUCUGGUGCAGGGCCAGGCGAUCGCUCCUCGAAUCGCCAAUGCGCUGGAGGAUGGCCAGAAGGACAUUGAAGAUCAGGGCAAAGAGGGCUUGCAGGACCUGAAGAAAAGGCAGACCGAGGAGCUGAAGGAGGCGAAGGACGGGCUGACCGCUACGCUGAAGACCAAGUGCGAGACGAACCUGAAGCUCGUUGAGGAGUACGAGGAGCUUCGACUCGCUGAGGAAGCAGGGCUCAAGGCGGCUCAGGACGAGCUGGACAGCCUCUAUUCUCUGGUCUUUCGCCUUGUGAACCUGAUUUCUGACACGGAGGAGGGUGUCUAUCCGGUGAUGAGGCGCAGAAGGGAACCACUCCAGGGCAUUGUUGAAGAGGCAACACCAUCUCUGAUUCGUCGAGUCUGUUACAGAGUCCAUGUACGCCGCCGCCAGCCUCAGCGGAACAUAGCCACGGCUGCUUGA
Molecule: messenger RNA, 2760 nt
Organism: Symbiodinium sp. CCMP2592
Lineage: Eukaryota; Dinophyceae; Suessiales; Symbiodiniaceae
Source: the annotation of a GenBank genome assembly